AUGUACCGCACGGCACUUUUUGUCAAUGUGGCUUGCGUGCUCCGGCUGUGCCAGGCUUCACUGAGCCGAUUGCACACUUACACUUUUGAGCCGUACCCUGCCAAUCAGGCCCAGGCAUCCUUCGAGUCGACGUCGGCACCCGUGGUGCUGAACCCACGGGGUGGCCCCAUAGUGUCAGAGUGUGAUACUCCUCUGGACUUCAACGGUGCGAAUGCCUCCCGUGUCGCGCUUGUGAACACCGAUCGGGGGCAUGGCUGUUGGACCACGCGUGAUGAGAGAUACUUCCACGGGGACUACCCAGUUACUCUGGGAGUCGUUCGAACCGGCGGCGAGAGCUUCGAUGCCUUUGAGAUCCAGCCACCGCAAGCCUUGGCCUCGGAGUUUGCCGCAAGCCACCAGGAGAUGUAUGUGCUGCUGCCAGGCGAAGAAGCUGGCGACACGGAAGGCUUCGUCCCAACAGGCAAGAAGGUGCAGGGUCUCACUGCAGCGGAGGUCUGGGUCGUGCUGCCAGCAGAGAGGUUGCCACCGGCACCAACUUGGAGGGUGAUGUCCGGGAACGACCUCACCGAGUGCGAUGUCGGAUCCGGAGGGGAUCUACCAGAGGCCGACACGUUCGGUGACAUUGCCCUCGUUACCAUGACCGGGCAAAGUGACACGUGCUGGAACUGGGACGACUACACGAACCGCGACUACGCGCUGGAGCGCGGUCGAGUCACCGGCUCCGAUGGCCUCGUUUACGACGCUUUCCGUGUCUCGCCGCCCAACCAGACCGCGAAAGGUUUCGUCGCAAGUCGCAUCAACCUCUACAUCAGGCAGAACGUCACCCAGAGCACCACCGUUUGGGCUCUUCAAGCAAGUGGGUUCCACCCGUUGGUCACUGUGGACGUUCAGGCCGGCAACUUCAGCCAGACCUCCAUUACGGUGGACGACCUGGGGACGCGGCUUGACGACUUGAGAGGCCCCUUGGUCCUCAUCCUCCAGCCCAGCAGCGCCCACUUGAGCAUUUGGCCAACGGAGUCCGUGGGAGUGGAGGCCGCGUGGCUCGACGGGGCCGUCGAUGGCGGCUUCAGCUUUACCGGCCGCAGGUUCGCGGUUCCGGGGCAGCCGUUCCUGCCUCAGAGGCACUGGGCCCAUGGCCUUGAUUCCUCUAAGACGGUCUACGGGGACUACAAGCACUUCACGCCCGUCCGAGAUGCAGAUGGACGUGAGGGCAUCGUCUGGCAGGACAUGGACAGCGGUACCGUCAAGUUGACCUGGCUCUCGGUGGAUUUGCUGACGUCGCAGACCGUUUCGCUGACUGUGCUGUCAGCAACUGGGCUUCUUGUCGGCGCAGUUGGUGAUGGCCGUGGAACCGUAGUCAUCUUGUUGGGCGACAGCAGCCAACCCAGCGAUAUGACUGCGAACACGCCGGGAGAGCUUGUGAAAUUCGAUGCGGCCGGCAACGAGCUGCAGAGAGUAGCCCUUCCCGAGCUCAACCUCUGGUCCUUCUUCGACUCCGGAUCUUCCAUGGCCUGGCUUGCCGCUUCGGACACCAUCUCCCUAACGCUCGCGAUGAAGUGGGUCGACUUUGGAGCCACCAACGUCAUCUUCAACGCGACGACGUUGCGGAAACUCCGGACAGUCAGUGCAGGUAGCCACUCCUGGGCCAACUCCCUGAAACUCUCGGAGAAGGACGGCUCUAAAGACGACUACUACCUGGGCAUGAUCCUGGGCGACGCCUUUCCGCGGGGGAUCAUGAUCUCGGAGUAUCGGGCCAGCUCAGACGAUAAGCGAGGCCGGGUGAUCUACUACCCCAAGACUGUGCACAGAACGACUGCCACAAAUCCCAAAGGCCAGGUUUUGCCGGUCUAUCAAGAGAUCUCCACAGCAACGGAGACCUACUACCAGUGGAGCAAGAACCUUAGGGGAAAUCUGGGCUUCGUGAGGAUACCACGGGAUUUGACCAGUCGUGAAGUGCUCUCGCCCGGAGACGUCGAGAACGGCGGCUUUUUCGAUGAAGAUGGUCAGUGGCAGAACCUGACGAACCGUGGAGUUAGUUUUCUCACCGCCAGGACCGAUAUGGACGAGUCCUUGAGUCGUGUGAAGACCGCAGAGCUCAACGGAUCAAUUCUUCUCUUUUGGGAGGUGUGGUCCGGCGAGCUUUACAAAAGGAAUGAGUUCAUGGUUGUCAAUUCAGCAGGCGAGCUGGAACAUGCCGAGACCGCGCUGCAGUUCCCAGUCCAGUUGCCCUUUGCCGACGACAUUGUCGUUAUCAACGGCAAAGCCGUUGCUUACACAGGAGAUCCUGGCAACUGGUUGGUCCGCUAUGAGUUUUGCUACCAGAACUGUGACCCGCCAAGGUCACCCAACGAUGCCAGCUCAACCACGUCAACUGCCCGCACUACACCGUCAACGGGGAGUGGCAGCAGUACCACCUCGGUUGACAGCAGUACCACGUCGAUAGACGGCAGUACCACGUCCAUGAACUCACCGGUCAGCAGUACUACGUCCACGGGCGAUACCAGGGAGGCCUCCGCGGCCUUGCCCGGUUGCAAGAAUUUGGUGGCACUAGCUGCACUCGCAGCUUUUUCCAGCCAUGUGAGCUUUACCUGA
Symbiodinium sp. CCMP2592 is the source of this 2592-nucleotide messenger RNA. The record is from the annotation of a GenBank genome assembly. Lineage: Eukaryota; Dinophyceae; Suessiales; Symbiodiniaceae.